UACUCGUAAGCCUACACUCUUUAUCGUUCUGAUGUUGAGGUUAAGAUAGUUGUUAGAUAGCAUUGUUUUGUAACUUUGGGUUUCUACAAAAUUGAAAUAAUCAAAUAGUACAAAAACUACAAUGGGUGCUACGGAUGUUGAAACUGAACCUGAAGUUUUCAGGAAGCUUUUUAUUGGAGGGCUAGACUACAGGACAACAGAUGAAUCACUGAAGGAACAUUUUGAACAGUGGGGAGAAAUUGUUGACUGUGUGGUCAUGAGAGACCCAAACACAAAGAAAUCCCGUGGGUUUGGUUUUAUCACUUACAAAAAAGCACACAUGGUUGAUGAUGCACAAGCUGCCCGUCCCCAUAAAGUUGAUGAUAGGGUGGUGGAACCAAAGAGAGCCGUCCCUCGAGAGGAUGCAGGAAAACCAGAAGCACAAGCUACUGUAAAAAAAGUGUUUCUUGGUGGUCUCAAGGAUGAUGUGGAAGAAAGUGAUUUACAAGAGUACUUUAGUACUUACGGUAAUGUUGUCAGCGUGAGCAUUGUAACAGAGAAAGAGACUGGAAAGAAACGAGGAUUUGCUUUUAUUGAAUUUGAUGACUAUGAUCCUGUGGACAAAGUUGUGUUGAAGAGACAUCAUUACUUAAAAGGAAAGAAGACAGAAGUUAAGAAGGCACUUUCCAAAUUGGAAAUAGAAAAUAUAAAAAGAUCAUCAGACACAAAAGGAGGCCGUGGAUCUGGUAGUCGGAUGUCUAGUUCCAUGCGAGGUAACCAUGGGGAUUGGGGCAGUGGAAGUUUUGACAGUGGAUAUGGACAAGGUUUUCGAGGUUAUAAUUCAGGUGGAUAUGGAAACAGUGGUGUAUGGAAUGAAAACUAUGGUGGUGGUGGUGGUGGUUUUGGACAAGGAGGCUGGGGUGGUAAUUUUGGGUCAGGAUAUGGAAACAGUUAUGGAGGAGGUCCUCUAAGAAGAAAUGAAUAUUUGCAACAACGACAAGGUCCAUAUGGAGGUGGAUACUAAAUAGUGGUUUUUGAAUAUCUGUGUAUGGGGAGCAUGAAGUUGGUUAAAAGGGAAUUGGAGUGUAAAAAUUGACAAAGCAAGCAAAGUUAAGACUUGAUGAUGUCUGAACAAACGAUUACCCGAAGAAGGAUCCCAUAGUUACACCAUCGAUCCGUUGUAAAGAUUACCUGAAGAAGGAUCCCAUAGUUACACCAUUGAUCCAUUGUAAAGAUUACUCGAAGAAGGAACCUAUAGUUACACCAUCGAUCCAUUGUAAAGAUUACCCGAAGAAGGAACCUAUAGUUACACCAUCGAUCCAUUGUAAAGAUUACCCGAAGAAGGAACCUAUAGUUACACCAUCGAUCCAUUGUAAAGAUUACCCAAAGAAGGAUCCUAUAGUUACAACAUCGAUCUGUUGUAAAGAUUACCCGAAGAAGGAACCUAUAGUUACACCAUUGAUCCGUUGUAAAGAUUACCCGAAGAAGGAACCUAUAGUUACACCAUCGAUCCGUUGUAAAGAUUACCUGAAGAAGGAUCCUAUAGUUACACCAUCGAUCUGUUGUAAAGAUUACCGAAGAAGGAUCCUAUAGUUACACCAUCGAUCUGAUUGUAAAGAUUACCUGAAGAAGGAACCUAUAGUUACACCAUCGAUCUGAUUGUAAAGUGUACCUGAAGAAGGAACCUAUAGUUACACCAUCGAUCUGAUUGUAAAGAUUACCCGAAGAAGGAACCUAUAGUUACACCAUCGAUCUGUUGUAAAGAUUACCCGAAGAAGGAACCUAUUGUUACACCAUCAAUCCAUUGUAAAGAUUACCCGAAGAAGGAACCUAUAGUUACACCAUCGAUCUGUUGUAAAGAUUACUUGAAGAAGGAACCUAUAGUUACACCAUCGAUCUGAUUGUAAAGUGUACCAAUCAACAAAAAUAUGAUCCUUAUUUUCAAAAUUCAUUUAACUGUACCAUUCCUUCCAAAGGGAUUUUAGGAUACAAGAACUCGGUGUCAAAACUUGGAAAAAAACCUUAUUUCAAACUUUAGAUUUUUCUUUCACUAGAAAAUUCAAAACUGUCUUUCGAGGUAUAUCCAUUAGUAAUAUACUUCUUCAAAAAUGUAACUAAAUAAUCUGCCAAAGCAUGAUUUUAAGUUCCAAUACUUGAAACUAUAGGUGUUAAUUGAUCUCUUGAAACUAUAGGUGUUAAUUGAUCACCUUUACAUAUUUUGUGAAUUCCAUAAAAAUAUCCCUGGUUGUUUUAUAAAUUAUGAUGUAAGAACAGAGAAUAAUGUUUAUUUUUUUUAAAAAAGAUUAUACCGUGGAAUAAAAUUUAAUUUAAUAUCACUGGUAUUCUUAGUUUUAUUACUUUGUCUAUACUAUUAAAAUUUAUUGAGCAUGAAUCAAUAUUGUUCACAUAAAAACAAUUCUUCUGUUAACUCUUAUUAAAAAGUUGACUUUAGUUUUGUUCUAUCAUUCCACAUCAAGGAUUGACUGAAGACCUGAAUGAGGAUUAUUUUGUUUGUCUAACAUGAUGAUGGCCAUUAGGUUCAUUAAGGUUACCUCUCAUUCACUGCAGAUCAAUUACAACAUUAAACCACAUAUCUAUCCAAUAAAAUAAUUCAAACAUUUCACUUCUUCAGAUAAACCAUUCCAUAAAUUUUACAACUAAACAGACAUAAAUAAUUUUACUAGAAGACCAAUUUGCACCUUGUUACAUCUAAUAUAUAAGUUGGUUCUUUCAUUACAUUCUCCAAACAACUUACAUUUUUUAACCUUGUGCCAAUCUGUUUCUGAGUUCUAUCAAACAUGUAGUGUUCCAAACGAGGCCUCACCAAGGUCUUAUUGAUGUUAAGUUCAAAACUCAUUGUAAUAGAACUCUGUGGGAUGUUCUCACCACACUACACAUUCUGGUUUAACCAGUCGUUGCUUUGUACCAAAAAUUUAGUGUUUUUCAAGCCAAAGCCUUAGUUAUAAAACUCAUUUUCCAGCUUCUGCAUAUCAGAAAAACCAUGAAAAACCUUACUCGAGGUGCAAGAACAUACUGUGGUUUUAAAUCGUGGGGGGUUCUAUAUGAAUUUAUUCUUCAUUUACCACAUAAAGUUGAAAUAAAGAAUAAAAGUUGGUCUGAUAAUAUUGUUUUCUCGUAUGAAUCAGAAUGUUUGAAUUUGACAGUUUGUACAAAUUGUCUCUGUUGUAACACAUGCAAAUAAAAAUACACUUUAUUUUGUACAUUUGAUAUAUAUCCAGUUUCUUAAAUGUCUCAUUUGUCUCUCUCUCUCUGCUGUGCAAGAUACAUAACACGUGAACAGUUUUUAGUCUGAAUGUCAUAUGCUAAUGGACUUUAAAAACACUGGGAACAGAAACCUUUGUUUCUUCAAUAUGCUAAGUUUUCAGAAAUACUUAAGAAUUUUAUAAUAAAUGAAAAGUUAAGAGUUCUUUAGUUUUUUUUUAGAAAAGAGGCUCACCAUGUACAGAUCUCAACAGAAACAAGCUUUUAUCACAGUUUUUAAAAACAUUAUAAAACAAACGUAUGUUUAUACAAUGGUGUUGAAAAGUUUUAAAGGUUAAAACCAAAACUAAUUAGAAAAAAAAAUGUGUUUAAUUUAUCCAAUACCUGGUGAGGUAAUUUUGUACCUAAAGUAUUCUAAGUGAUAUUAAACAGGAGUUUUUAAUUAACACAAUGUGUUACUUUUAAAUAUAUAAGUGGAAUAAUAACAGGGAAGGAAAGUGUUACAGCUAACAACAUAUACAAGUAAAAUAACAGGGAAGGAAAGUGUUACAGCUAA
Messenger RNA from Limulus polyphemus (Atlantic horseshoe crab), 3757 nucleotides. Its product is annotated as heterogeneous nuclear ribonucleoprotein A1, A2/B1 homolog. The transcript has 10 exons. Gene Ontology annotation, molecular function: RNA binding. NCBI's taxonomy places the organism in Eukaryota, Metazoa, Arthropoda, Merostomata, Xiphosura, Limulidae. The record is from RefSeq and is a predicted model, not a curated record. Bases 122 to 1003 code for a protein of 293 amino acids.